Messenger RNA from Lactuca virosa, 204 nucleotides. The record is from the annotation of a GenBank genome assembly. Lineage: Eukaryota; Viridiplantae; Streptophyta; Magnoliopsida; Asterales; Asteraceae.
AUGGAUUCCAACGAACCAAACGACACCUCUUUUUUCGGUUAUAAGACUGGAGGGAGUGGCUCGCUACCCAAGCUUGCCUCCAGCUCACUACAAGACGCCAACAUCACUCCCAUCAAAAUGCUAGAUGCUAAGUUGCUGUCGAAAAUCUCUACACUCGCGAUUAUCGCUCAUUCCUCUUGUAUAACCGUAUCUGUUGUUCUAUGA